AUGAGUGUUAUAUUUAAUAUCAUUAUAAUAAUUUUAAUUUGUUCAACAAGUGGCUUAGAAGAUGAGGAUGAUGUUGAAAUUGUUCUUCUGCCCGUUCAAAAUUCAAACACUAAACAUGAGGUUCCAUUACGUUUUACGGUAUUUGGUCAGACAAUGGAACUACUAUUAAAGAGAAACGACAAAUUAUUAUCGCCUCAUUUCCAUGUUUGGAGACACACAAAUUCUAGUUUACUGGAAAAAGUUCCAGAAUUAAGUUCGCCAGCUUCUUGUUACUAUUUACAUAGAGAUGAUUAUAAAUCUGCUGCAAUUAAUUUUUGCGAAGAACGAAAAACGCAAGGAAUUAUUUUUUUGGAAAAUAUGGCUCUGGAAAUAACGCCUGUUCACAACGAAGAAUCAUAUGAUCGAAUUUACGAUCGCUCACAAAUUUCACAGGAACCACACAUUUUUAAAAGAUCCUAUGGCCCAAACAGACCAAAUUUAGAAUUUAGCAACAAUAUUCCUCUCGAAAGAGAUAUUUCAUAUGGAGACGUAAAAAGAAAAAAUCUCACAAUGGAACUGGCAGUAUUUUUUGACGAACCAGGUUAUAGAAUUUUUUCUCCAUUUUUUGAGAAAGAUGACAUCAAAUUAAGAGACAUGUUAUUAGCCUAUAUAAAUGGAGUACAAGCUGCUUAUCAUCAUCCAAGCCUAGGUGUAAAAAUGAACAUUGUAUUGGUACGCCUAGAAAUAAUGCAAAAACAGCCGACUGAUUUACCCCAUUUUAACGGAGAAAGGGGUGGUUUAUUAGAAUCAUUUUGCCGAUAUUCAAAAAAUCAUAAUCCUUCCGGUGAUUCGAAUCCCAAUCAUUGGGAUAUUGGAUUAUACGUGUCAGGAUUAGAUUUUCAUGUCGUAGAAAAGGGAAGGAAAAAUAGUGUCACAAUGGGACUUGCGACUGUUGGUGGAAUUUGUAUUGAUAAUUAUGCUUGUGUUAUUGCUGAGUUUGGGGUCACUAACAAUUUUGGAAAACCCUAUCCUUCAGCUGGAUUCACAUCAGUUUACAUCGCAGCUCACGAAAUUGGUCACAACCUAGGAAUGCAUCACGAUUCAACUCAGAAUUCCUGUCCAAAAAACGGAUUCAUCAUGUCACCAAGCCGUGGGACAGUUGAUGGAGAAACAAACUGGUCACCAUGCAGCCAAGAGGUGGCAAUGAAACUUUUCGAGACAAAAUCUUGUCUAUUAGAUGACUCUUCAUCUUCAAUCGUCGACGAGAGCCUGAAUCAUUCUCGUUACUCAGACUUGCCAGGUAGAGAAUGGCAUGCCAAAAAACAGUGCGAAUUAUUCCUGCGGGACCAGGAUGCUGUCGUUCCGAGUUUAUACAAUGCUUGCCAAUCCUUACAAUGCAGGAGUCCACACAAAUCGGGAUAUUAUUUAGCUGGACCAGCUUUGGAAGGAACCAACUGUGCUGAAGGCAAGGAAUGUCGGGGUGGUCAGUGUCUUCCAGUUUUGGACAUUCCAUCAGAGACUGGAGAUAUCGUAGAAGGCGGUUGGAGCAACUGGAAAGAAGAGUCUUGCAAAAGUGGUUGCAUCCAAGGUUCUCAAGGCUUCCGUACAAGAAGAAGGUCCUGCGACAAUCCUCCCCCGAAGAGCAAUGAAAACUGCAAAGGUUUCUCCUUCGACAUCCAACUCUGCAAUGAUGAGAAACUCUGCAAAAAGAAACGCAAACCAGUGACUGAAUUUGCGACCGAAAAGUGCAGUUUGUUCAGCGAAAAGUUACCGGAACUGGAUGGAAGAGGAAGUGGUCUUCAGGCUCCUCAUGAAAUUGAAAGGCCGUGGAUGGCUUGCGCCAUAUUUUGCAGACGCAAAGAUAUUGCUUCCUACUAUACGCCACGUAUAGAAUUAAACGACCUUGGCCUUGACCCCUAUUUUCCAGAUGGAACCUGGUGUCACAGGGCAGAAGGUCAGAACUAUUUCUGUCGAGAGCAUCAUUGUCUGCCGGAAAAUUUCAGAUUUGGGAGAAUAUUUCCAGCUGAUGGAAAAAACGAUUACAUGAACCUUGGUCCUCAAAAUGCCUAUCCUGGAGAAAGAAAACUUCCUGAGGAUUUGAUUAAGUAUCUGAGUCUCGGAUUGGAUGGGAAACCUCUUCUGAAAAAUUUGCCGCCCGACAUUUUGGCUCCACCGGAUGCUGACUGGACCGAUCAUGAUUAUCUCGAACUUCCGGAAUCUGCUGAGAAAAGGAAUUUUGGAAAUUCGGAAGAAAAAAAGGAUUUUAAAUCUAUUUUCUUUGCUUGAUUGAGAUUGGACUCAUACUCAACUCAAUAAUAGGAAAUUACCAAACUUGAAAUAUGAUAAAGUAAAAAGGAUCUUUAGCCAUUCUCGGGUUUGUAACCAGAAAGUCUGGGUUCGAUUCCUGCUAGCUGCAUUUUUUAUGCAUUUCUAACCAUUUUUUUCAACUUUUACGACUGUAUUUGUUAAUUAACCCUUAAAGUACAUUGUGGGUGUGAGAGACCCCAAGCAAUUUUUGAACUCUUAUAAACCAUACUUAAUUCGAAAAAAUUUAGUGAGUGUCGCCAUCUAGCUUUAGGUGGAGAUACUAACUGUAAGUAAAGUCCUUUGGUAUAUUGUGUCAAUAAAAACAUCGAGGGGUAUCUAACACCCAGUGUGCACUUAGUGAGUGAAAAAGUAAUUUUGCAGCCAUUUUUUUUUAAAUUUUAUUGAUUUUUCUUUACUGUCUAACGUAAGUAUAUCAUAUGAAGUGAAAUAAUUUUUUUUCGAUUAUUUCAUACUUUUUUUCUUUGUAGAUGGCUUAUAACAUACGGCAGCACGUAAUGCUAGAACAGACUGUGGAUGUGUUGAAUAAAAUAUAAUUGUUAAAAUACAGUUAUAUAUGUAUCUUUUUUCAAUUUCUUGUAUUUUUACAAUAUUACAU
This is a messenger RNA of Belonocnema kinseyi, 2902 nucleotides long. It is a transcript of the gene stl, whose product is annotated as A disintegrin and metalloproteinase with thrombospondin motifs adt-2. NCBI's taxonomy places the organism in Eukaryota, Metazoa, Arthropoda, Insecta, Hymenoptera, Cynipidae. The transcript is spliced from 5 exons. Gene Ontology annotation, cellular component: extracellular matrix. Gene Ontology annotation, molecular function: metalloendopeptidase activity. Gene Ontology annotation, biological process: extracellular matrix organization; proteolysis. The record is from RefSeq and is a predicted model, not a curated record. Bases 1 to 2265 code for a protein of 754 amino acids.